UUUAGUCGAUGGUUCAUUGAAUUGCUAUUGGUUUUUUGUUUUUAAUUUUUUGAUAACCUCACCUCCCGAAAGUCGAAACUUCGAAAAGUUACUUUAAUUGAAUAUUAGGUAUGCAUUAUUUAUAACAUAAUUGCGAAAACGACAAUGGAAGCACAAAAAUUAAAAAAGAAGAAAAACGCAAUCAGCAAAGGCAAGAUAAAGAAAACAAUCAAAAAUGUUAUAUGCCGGCCGGACCCAGUAUAUUGGCCUGUUGUGACUGAAGAUGAAAAAAGUGUUCUUCAAACUGCUCUUGAAAAGCAUCGUGUUUACAUUCCAGAAUUCAAGAAACCACAUUGGAAUGACAUAAAAUUAAUGCCUAAAAACGAAAGACCGCAGCCUCCUCACAUUCAGAAAGUUGACGGGCUGUUGUUUGGAAUAUCGUCAUGUUGUACUAUGGUUGAAACCCAAGCCUGUUCAGGAGUGUUGAUAGAGGCAAAUGUUAAUCCACAAGCAAUCGUUCAACCAAUCAUUGAAGCGUGCACUUCAUCCAAUAUUCCAGUUCUUUGCUUAAAUGAUUUGAGAAAUUUGUGCCUAACUUACUUUGGUAUAAAGACAAGCUGUUUGGGAGUUAAAAAAAACUGCUUACAAGAUCUAAGUAAUAAAAUAAAUGAGAUAUUUAAAAACUACAAAGUGGAGAAAAAGUAUUCACCUAUUCCUAUAAGCUGUCCAGAAAAUGAAAGUUUAAUAAAAAAAGUGAAAAAUGAAGAGUCUCCAAUGGAUAUUGAUGCAUACUGUCCAUAUGUAUAUAGAGCUGAUAGGAAAAGUAGAGCAUUUGUUCCAGAUGCUCAACAAGAUGCUAAAGCUAACAAUCAAUUUACAGGACAGCAUUAUAUUAAAUUACCACAGGAGACUAAAUCGCAUAAGGACAGAAAAGCCUAUUUGAAAAUGAUAUUAAAGAAAGUAUCCAGUAAUCCUCAUAGAGUUAAAGUUAAACAAGAAUCAUGACUAUUCAUAUAGGAAUAAUUUGUAUUGGUAAUUUUAAAUAAAAAGUUUAAGCAAAGGUGUGUUUUACUACUACUUUGAUAGUGUCAGAGUAUGUAUAUCAUUUUAUUAUAACUUCUAUGGAAAACUUAGCAGCUGACUUUAAAACUAGCUACUAAGUUAAUCAUCAUCAGCCCAUUGCUGGUCACGUCUCCUCUCCGAAGGAAAGUUUAGGCCACCAUCCACCAUGCUGACCAAUUUGGCAAAAUCAGCAGACUUCCCACACUUUUGAGAUUAUGGAGAACUGUACACCAGAAUUCAUAGUCAAGACUGGCUUCUUUACACAUAGGUAACUGAAUAGUUACAGUGCGUCCCCAGGACCCUAGACCCCUUGAAUAGAAGAUUGAGGUCAUAACCACUAGGCUAUCAUCACUUUUCAAUAUUUAGCAUCAAUUAAAUUUUUACAAUUGAAAUUCCUGUAGGUAAUGAUUUCUUAUCUAGGAUUCUGAUAAAAUAAUGGACACAUUCUAAUGAGAUAUUUUAUUCUUAGAACUAUGCAUUGCUAUGAUGUCAAUAUAGACAUAUGUAAUUUCAAACAUUCCAUAUUGGGGAAAUUACUUAACUGUACUCAAUACUAAAUUGUCAGUUUGUUAGUAUUUUUAAUUAAUCUAAAAUUGAUUACAUUUGAUUAUCAAAUAACAAGCUAAAGUAAUGUGCUAUACUCCAAAUUCUUUAACAUUUAAAUGGGGUAUAGCACACAAGUAGAUAAUAUUUAUCUUACAUUUGAUGCAUUGCAUUAAGGUUUAUAACAGUUCAAUUUAAUAAAAAUCAAACAACAAAUGGUGUACAAUAUAAUAAUAUAUUAACUACAUCAUAGUAUAUCUAGUGUUUCAAAAUAUGUCUGGCCUCCAGGGCAUCUAAAUGCACUUUACAGAAUGACCAUAUUAGUAAUGUUUUUUAUAAUGCAUUCUACAAAGUCCAUUUUUGAUGUUGCCUAUAAUUUAAUCACAGAUAAACUGUGAUUAUUGUCUUGUUAUAAAGGACUAAUAAUAUAAAAUAUAUUGUCCACUUAAAAUCUACAUAAAACUAUAACCACUAAUAAACUAUCAGAUACAUAACUUUUUACUUGAUACAUAGUACCAAAUAUAAUUUAUACCAUCACAAAAGUUAACAUUACCUUGCAAUACAUGAAAAGCUACCUAUUAUAUAUAUAUAGCUGAAAAUAUGUAUUUUUUUUUUUACAAAUGGGGUUAUAUAUUUAUUUGUGUAGUUACUGGGUAGGCAUAGUAAAGUAUGUGAAUGACAUGAUAUUUAAGAGAUGAUUUAUCACAAUACUAUUCCUCAUUAGUUAUCACGCAUGGAUACUGAACACAUUCAAAACUAAAUAUUACACUAUCCAAUAAUUUUUUAAUUAUGAUUUAGUGAAGUAAUUUACAAAGAACUAGCUCAAUGAAUAUUAGAAGGAAUAUAUCGUAAAGUGGAAGCUGUGGCAGCACAUCUAAUGCCAUAUAACACUGAGUUUUCUAAAACUGUACGAUUGGAUUAUUAGAACAAAAGUUGUAUUAGAUUGUAUAAUCUACUUAAUUAUAUCUUUUCGCUAUUCUUUACAUACAAAAUACAGCUGAUUGACUUAGGUAUUUUGUUAAAAAAUGUGAAUGUCCCUUAAAUAUAUAUAAAGUAGUUAACAUGUCGUAAAUUAAUUGGUUGUUUGGGAAAAUUUAAAGUUGUAUUUGUACAUCCUUACAUCUAAACUUAAAUAAUAAUUAAAUAAGACGCACACUUCUCAGAAGCGUACGUCAUGAAUAAUAAAUUUGAAUGUACAAAGUUAAAUGCCUUUACUGGCGGUAGAUCGAUAUUUUUAACAAACAGUUGGCACUACGUGGAUGCAAGUGUAUUCACAA
This is a messenger RNA of Maniola jurtina (meadow brown), 2861 nucleotides long. RefSeq lists its product as uncharacterized. The coding region runs from base 145 to 984 and encodes 279 amino acids. The transcript has 3 exons. Lineage: Eukaryota; Metazoa; Arthropoda; Insecta; Lepidoptera; Nymphalidae. The record is from RefSeq and is a predicted model, not a curated record.